Molecule: messenger RNA, 450 nt
Organism: Colletotrichum abscissum
Lineage: Eukaryota; Fungi; Ascomycota; Sordariomycetes; Glomerellales; Glomerellaceae
Product: trafficking PGA2
Exons: 1
Coding region: 1-450 (149 amino acids)
Biological process (GO): protein transport
Source: RefSeq, a predicted model, not a curated record
AUGUCCGCCGUCAUCAACCUCCUGAACACAAUCUGGACGCGCUUCAGCACCAACCUGCGCGGCACCCUCGAGGGCAUGUCCGCAGAGAAAUGGAUCCGCCUCGUCAUCAUCGUCGGCGCCUACUGCCUGCUCCGCCCUUACCUGAUGAAGCUGGCCGGCAGCUCGCAGAUGAAGCAGCACGAGACCAAGCCCGAGGACGAGUUCGACGGGCCCAAGGCAAAAGUGCAACCCAAUACGCUGCGCGGGCAGGUGGAUAUCCCCGAGGAUAGCGACGAUGAAGGCACUAGCCAGGCCACGGGCGCGACGACGUCGACCGACUGGGGAAAGAAGGCGCGCAAGAGGCAGCGCGACGUGCUCAAGAAGAUGAUUGAUGCUGAGGAGAAGAGGCUUGCUGAGCUGCAGGAGGAUGAUGAGGACAAGGACAUUGAGGAGUUCUUGGUGAAGGAGUAG